Lottia gigantea (owl limpet) is the source of this 420-nucleotide messenger RNA. RefSeq lists its product as hypothetical. The transcript has a single exon. The record is from RefSeq and is a predicted model, not a curated record. The coding region runs from base 1 to 420 and encodes 139 amino acids. Lineage: Eukaryota; Metazoa; Mollusca; Gastropoda; Lottiidae.
AUGAAACCGGAAACUUUAGCCAAGAAAAUAAUAGAAGCUAUCGAAACGGAAUCACCAACUGUUAUAACUUUCAACGGUAAAAUAAUCAACAUAACUAAAAAACUUAUUGAUAAAUACAAAUAUUGUAAAGUCAGAGACGAUAUAUACUUGGAAAGAAUUGACGCAAACGCAAAAGAAGGUGGAUUUUUACCUCUCCUACCUUUGAUAUUUGGUGGCAUUGCAGCGGCGGGUGCAGCAACUGGUGGAAUAUCUUCCGCAGUCAAAGCUGCCAACGAAAAGAAAGCCGCUGAAGAACGGAGACAUAAUUUAAUAAUGGAAAAGGAAGCAAAAGGUUCGGGAGUAGCAGAUAUAUUAGGAACGGUUAAAGAAUUCGGAAAACGAUUUGGGGAAGAAACCAAGAAAACCUAUAAACAAGGAUGA